GCCAGAGCGAGGCGGUGAGCGGAGCUGGUCGCGUGAGGCGCAGCGGCUACACUUGAGGUGUAACUGGUAGCGGCGGCCGGCCAAGAGCAAAGGAGCUAGUGCUAUCUCCUGAGCUUGUGAGCGCGGUCACCAUGGACCGCCCGGAUGAGGGGCCUCCGGCCAAGACCCGCCGCCUCAGCGGCUCGGAGCCCCCUCAGCGCGAUCCGCCGCCGCCGCCUCCCCCGCCGCCGCCACCGCCGCUCCUGCGACUGCCUCUCCCUCCACCCCAGCAGCGCCCGAGGCUCCGCGAGGAAACCGAGGCGGCACAGGUGCUGGCUGAUAUGAGGAGGGUGGGACUGGGCCCCGCGCUGCCCCCACCGCCACCCUAUGUCAUUCUUGAGGAGGGGGGGAUCCGCGCGUACUUCACCCUGGGUGCUGGUGGUCCCGGCUGGGAUCCUGCGAUCGAGUCAGGGUAUGGGGAGUCGCCCCCUCCCACAGGGAGCCUGGAAACACUCCCCCCUUCCGAAGCCUCUGGGGGGAGCCUGGAAAUUGACUUUCAGGUUGCAGAGCCCAGCAGCCUUGCAGGAGAGAAGGCCCUAGAAACCUGUAGCUCAGGGGGGUGGGGGCCCCAGAUGUUAGUCGGUCCAAAGAGGAAGGAGGAGGCUGUCAUCAUAGUGGAAGAUGAGGAUGAGGAUGAAAAGGAAAGUGUGAGGAGGAGGAGGAGGCGGCGGCGGCGGCGGAGGAAGCAGAGGAAGGUGAAGGAAAGCAAAGAGAGAAAUGCUGAGAGGAUGGAAAGCAUCCUGCAGGCACUGGAGAGCAUUCAAAUGGACCUGGAGGCAGUGAACAUCAAGGCAGGCAAGGCCUUCCUGCGUCUCAAGCGCAAGUUCAUCCAGAUGCGAAGACCCUUCCUGGAGCGCAGAGACCUGAUCAUUCAGCACAUCCCAGGCUUCUGGGUCAAAGCAUUCCUCAACCACCCCAGAAUUUCAAUCUUGAUCAACCAACGAGAUGAAGACAUUUUCCGCUACUUGACCAAUCUUCAGGUACAGGAUCUCAGACAUAUCUCCAUGGGCUACAAAAUGAAGCUAUACUUCCAGACAAACCCUUACUUUACAAACAUGGUGAUCGUCAAGGAGUUCCAGCGCAACCGCUCGGGUAAGUCGUGGUCCCAAGGUAAAUCCCCUGUCUGUCCUUAUCCAGUCCUGUUUCUAUGGCCUCCUCUUCCCAUAGGCCGGCUGGUGUCUCACUCCACCCCUAUUCGCUGGCACCGGGGCCAGGAACCCCAGGCCCACAAUCGCAGGAACCAGGACACCAGCCACAGCUUCUUCAGCUGGUUCUCAAACCACAGCCUCCCAGAAGCUGACAGAAUUGCUGAGAUUAUCAAGAAUGACCUGUGGGUUAACCCUCUACGCUACUACAUGAGAGAAGGGGGCUACAGGGCAAACAGAAAGAAGCAAGAAGAGAAGGAAAGUAAAGCCAAGGAUGAAUUUGAGAUGGUGAUCAUGGAAGACGCUAAUGACUAUUAUGCCAUGGGAGACGUUCUCAGCGAGAUCUCAGACAUUGAUGAGACCACUGACAAUGACACUAUUCAUGACAUCAAGAUUUCUGACUUCAUGGAAACCACCGACUACUUCGAGACCACUGACAAUGAGAUAACUGACAUCAAUGAGAGCCUGUGUGACAGUGAGAGCCCUAACCACAUUGAGAACCCCAACAAUGAGAUCGCUGACAGUAGCGAGAGUGCUGAUGAUGAGACCACUUACAACGAGAGUACUGAUGACAAUGAGAGCACUGACGACAAAAAUGAGAAUCCUGAAAACAAUGAGAAUCCCAACAAGAGUGUUGAUAGUGACAACAAGAACCUGGACAGUGACAACCGAGGCAUCAGUGGCAACUUUGCCAUCAGUGCCAACAACCAGGACAGCAGUGAUAGUGACAACGGAGAUGAGGGCAGUGAUGAUGAAGACAAUGAUGGCAAUGAAGGUGACAAUGAGGGUAGUGAUGAUGAUGGCAACGAGGGUGACAAUGAGGGAAGUGAUGAUGACGACAGAGACAUUGACUACUACAAGAAUGAUAUUAACAUCUUUGACAAGGAUCAGGAUAACAGCUCCAACCAGGAUGACUACGAGGAUGAGGUAGAGAUCAUCUCUGAAGACUCAGUGGAAGAAGAAGAGGAGGAGGGCAGUGAGGAAGGCAGUGAGCAAAGCGAAGACAGCUAUGAGGAGGAAAGAAGCUACGUGGAGGAAGGAAGUGAAAUCGAUUCAGAAGAUUCUGACAUUGAGGAGGUGCUUCAAGUCCCAAACGCUUGGGCCAACCCGGGGAAGAGGGGGAAAACCGGAUAAACAUCUUACCCUUUUGGGGGGUCUCUUCUCUGUAUCCCCCUCCCCCUGUCCCGUUUCCCACCCCCUCAGCUAGGGCCACGCGGCUCCACAUUGCACUUCUGGGGGGUGACCGACUUCGUACACGGGUUUAAAGUUUAUUUUUAUGGUUUAGUAAUUGCAGAGUUCUUAUUUUGGGAGGGGGGAAGGGAGAUUCUCCCCCUUUUUGGCCCUCCUCCUCCCGCAGGCUUCUGUGUGCUGCUAAACGUAUUUAUUGUGAUGCCUUGGUCAGGGCCCCUCUAGCCCCCUUCUCCUUGUUAGUGUUGGCCCCAGCCCCUCUUCCUGUGGAGUGGACACCCUGAUCCCAAAGCGGAGAGGGUCCUUGUGGCCUUCAUCGCAGCUGUGCAGUAGCCUUGAAGGCUCUGUUGCCACCCUGUUCUACCAAGUCUCUCUCUUUCCAUCCUUUUCUUCUUCCCUCCCCCCUCACCGUGCCGCUAGCCCGCCUAGGUGUCUAUGCAAGGCCGCUUUGCCAUUGCGGUAUUCCUGUCCCCGCUCCCCCAGAAGUCCCGCCUCUUUUCCCUGUGAACCCUGAUGAUCCUAAUAAAACUGAGCAAAUUCAAA
Messenger RNA from Marmota flaviventris (yellow-bellied marmot), 2915 nucleotides. It is a transcript of the gene Tspyl2, whose product is annotated as TSPY like 2. Gene Ontology annotation, biological process: nucleosome assembly. The record is from RefSeq and is a predicted model, not a curated record. NCBI's taxonomy places the organism in Eukaryota, Metazoa, Chordata, Mammalia, Rodentia, Sciuridae. Gene Ontology annotation, cellular component: nucleus.